Molecule: messenger RNA, 429 nt
Organism: Kwoniella shivajii
Lineage: Eukaryota; Fungi; Basidiomycota; Tremellomycetes; Tremellales; Cryptococcaceae
Exons: 1
Coding region: 1-429 (142 amino acids)
Source: RefSeq, a predicted model, not a curated record
AUGAUGGACGAUGGCAUGUCUGAAGGCGAAUACGUUUUGAACUACUGGGAUGAUGAUCCAGGUUCAAGACGAUACUGUGAUGGAGCAGGUCCAAUCUUUGCGCCUUUUUCUGCUCCUUCGGCAGGAUCAAGAUCGAGAUUUAAUUCGAAAUCAAAGUCUAGUGAUAGACCACCUGUGCCCUCCUUAUAUGAGGAAAUAGAACAUCAGAAAUCACUCUAUCAUUCAGAAAUCACUGAUUCUGUCAUCACCCCAGAGCCAGAUACCAUCAAUGAAAAUGGCGCAAUCACUCAUCAAUCUACCUAUGACCAAACAACCACUCCCUCUGCACCAUCCCGAACCUCGUUGGAGUCAGUCAAUCCUGACCCCUCUACUGUAUCGUCAAUUCCAUCCACCAACAUCAGUAUACCGUUCACAGUUCGACAGCUAUGA